AUGCCAACCUUGGAUGACAUUCUAGAGCAUAUUGGGGAAUUUGACUUGUUCCAGAAGCAAGCCUUUUUUGUCUUAUGCCUGCUGUCUGCCUCCUUCACCCCUAUUUACGUGGGUGUUGUCUUCUUGGGGUUCACUCCCGAACACCGCUGUCUCAGUCCUGGAGUUGCUGAGUUGAGCAGCCGAUGUGGCUGGAGUCUAGAAGAGGAGCUGAAUUACACCGUUCCAGAGCAGGGGAGACAUGGGGAGUCUUUCUCUAGUCAGUGCAGGAGAUACGACGUGGACUGGAACACAACUGGCCUCAGCUGCAUAAACCCCUUAGAAAACUUCACCGGUUAUGGCAACAGGAGCAGUAUCCCUCUUACCCCCUGUCAAGAUGGCUGGGUUUAUGAUUCUUCAGGAUCAUCCAUCGUGACUGAGUUUAACCUGGUGUGUGAGGACUCCUGGAAGGUGGAUCUCUUUCAGUCCUGUGUGAACGCUGGCUUUUUUUUGGGAUCAGUAUGCGUCGGCUACAUAGCAGACAGAUUUGGCCGUAAACUUUGCCUUAUAGUGACAAUCCUUCUAAGUGCCACCUCUGGAGUUCUUGUGGCCUUCGCACCAAGCUACCUUUGGAUGGUGAUCUUUCGCUUCCUACAAGGACUGGUCAGCAAGGGCAGCUGGACAGCAGGCUACAUCCUGAUCACAGAAGUUGUUGGCCCAAGCCAUAGGAAGACAGUGGGAAUUCUCUAUCAAGUGGCCUUUACAGUUGGACUUCUCCUGCUCGAUGGUGUUGCUUAUGCUAUUCCUCACUGGAGAUGGUUGCAGCUUACUGUUACUCUACCAUGCUUCCUCCUCUUGCUCUAUUACUGGUGUCUGCCUGAGUCUCCAAGGUGGCUGAUAUCUCAGAAGCAAAAUGACAAGGCCAUGAAGAUUGUGGACUAUAUUGCCAAAAAGAAUGGGAAAAAGCUGCCUGCCCAUUUUCAGAAUAUUAACCUUGAAGAGGAAGAUGGGGAAAAUCUGAGUCCUUCAUUUAUGGACCUUGUCAGGACACCUCAGAUGCGGAAACACACAUUCAUUUUGAUGUAUAUCUGGUUGGCCAGCUCUCUUCUGUACCAGGGGCUCAUCAUGCACAUGGCAAUGGCUGGUGGGAACAUGUAUCUGGAUUUCUUCUAUUCUGCCCUUGUUGAAUUUCCAGCUGCCUUCAUUAUCCUUCUCACAAUCAAUCGCAUUGGCCGUCGCUAUCCCUGGGCUGUGGCAACUCUGGUGGCAGGGGCUGCCUGUCUCAUUAUGGCUUUAAUCCCUGAGGAUAUUCACUGGCUAAAAGUGACUGUAGUUUGCAUUGGGAGAAUGGGAAUUACAAUGUCUAUCGAAAUGGUUUGCUUUGUAAACACUGAACUGUACCCAACAUUUUUGAGGAACCUUGGUGUAAUGGUCUGCUCUUCCUUGUGUGACGUUGGUGGGAUACUAGCCCCGUUCGUUGUCUAUAGGCUGGCAGAGAUCUGGCAUGAGCUGCCACUUAUAGUUUUUGCUGUGGUUGGUUUAAUUGCUGGUGGAUUGGUGUUGUUGCUGCCUGAAACCAAAGGGAAAACGUUGCCUGAGACUAUUGAAGAUGUAGAAAACUUGCACAGGUGA
Terrapene triunguis (Three-toed box turtle) is the source of this 1608-nucleotide messenger RNA. Its product is annotated as solute carrier family 22 member 2-like. Gene Ontology annotation, biological process: transmembrane transport. The record is from RefSeq and is a predicted model, not a curated record. Lineage: Eukaryota; Metazoa; Chordata; Testudines; Emydidae. The transcript is spliced from 10 exons. Gene Ontology annotation, cellular component: membrane. Bases 1 to 1608 code for a protein of 535 amino acids.